Molecule: messenger RNA, 2669 nt
Organism: Aegilops tauschii subsp. strangulata
Lineage: Eukaryota; Viridiplantae; Streptophyta; Magnoliopsida; Poales; Poaceae
Product: ABC transporter A family member 7-like
Biological process (GO): transmembrane transport; lipid transport
Cellular component (GO): membrane; intracellular membrane-bounded organelle
Molecular function (GO): ABC-type transporter activity; ATP hydrolysis activity; ATP binding
Source: RefSeq, a predicted model, not a curated record
CCAACGACGACUCACGUGCGGUUUGUUUUGAGUUUUGACUCAACUUUCUCGACUGACAGGCCUUGGAAGGGGGCUGUUCCCAGACCUCUCUCCUUCAGACUAUUUUCUCAUGCCUAAAACCAUGAACUCUUCAUCCUCUCUUGACCACCUCUCCAGAGUAGUCCCUGGCUCCAGAACAUUGCCCGCGCAUGAGCUGUUCGUCGAGCCCGGCCUCGUGCCCAACGAGACCUUAUACGUGAUCCAAUCAAAGUGUUCCUGGCAAAAGCGCAAUGUUUCAGGAAACUCUGAUGGUGGAAUGCCGCUCCAACUCGACAUGGAGUGUGUUCAAGGUUUGCCAUUGUGGUGCGCGAGUUCAUCGGUGAUAAAUCGCCGUUUGUUCAACGGUUAUAAACGUGCAAAUAAGAGGAGAAGAUCAAAUGAAUUCCUUGCCGGUUAUGACUUUCUUGAUACAAGCAAGGGACUGUUCCAUGUAUACAUUUUGUACAACUCCAGCUUCAGCAGGGACAAUGGACACCAUUCCAUGACAGUUUUGCGCGUUGCACGGUUGGUUAAUAUGGCAUCCACUGCAUAUCUCAAGCAGGUUCUCCCAGGAGUGAAUGCAGAAAUGCGCCUAGAAUUUCUGAAAGAGAUGCCCAAAGCUGCAAUCAAAAUGAAGCUGGACCUCACAACUCUCCUCGACGCGCUCUUCUUCACAUGGACGGUUCAACUCCUCCUUCCAGUAAUAUUAACAUAUCUUGUUUAUGAGAAGCAGCAGAACUUAAGACUAAUGAUGAAAAUGCAUGGACUCAAGGAUGGACCGUAUUGGCUGAUAUCGUAUUCCUACUUCCUUUCCCUUUCAGGAGCAUACGUGACCUUCUUUGCGGUUUUCGGCUCACUUAUAGGUCUCGACAUAUUCAGAUUGAACAGCUAUGUUAUACAGUUUUUGUUCUUUUUUAUCUACAUCAAUCUGCAAAUUGUUUUAGCUUUUCUCCUCGCGUCAUUCUUCUCAUCGGUCAAGACUGCUAGUGUAAUAAGUUACAUUUACGUCUUUGGCUCUGGCCUUCUCGGAGAAGCGCUAUUGAAGUUGUUCAUUGAGGAUACUACCUUUCCAAGACCUUGGCUAGUGAUAAUGGAGCUUGUUCCCGGGUUCUCCCUCUACCGAGGAGUUUAUGAGUUAUCAGAGUAUGCAGCUGCAGGAAGCUACAUGGGGAAGCCUGGAAUGCAAUGGGGGGACUUGAACGACCCGAUCAACGGGAUGAAAGAUGUUUUGAUUCUGACGUCUAUAGAAUGGAUACUUCUGCUUCUUGUGGCAUAUUUUUUGGACCACAGACCUGCAUGGCAUCCUAUUUUUCUCUUCGGAAUUCUGUCGACCAAGCACUCGUCGCCGUCAUAUAGGGCGAAUCCGAGAUCCAGGAGGGUCUUUGCUGAUAUGGCCAAGGAUGAUGUUUUCCUCGAGCACAAGGUGGUGAAACGAUUACUGAAGGAAAUGGACACUAGGAAUAUGAUCAUCUGCCACAAUCUAAAAAAAGUAUACCGUGGAAAUAACAGGAACCCUGACAAACUCGCGGUGAGAGGGUUGUCGCUCGCAUUGCACAAAGGGCAGUGUUUCGGAAUGCUUGGUCCCAAUGGGGCAGGGAAAUCAUCCUUCAUCAACAUGAUGAUUGGACUAGUGGCGCCUACUUGCGGAACUGCUUACAUACAUGGAAUGGAUUUGAGAAAAGAUAUGAAUGAAAUAUAUGCAAACAUCGGUGUAUGUCCGCAGCACGAUUUGCUUUGGGAGACUCUCACAGGAAGAGAGCAUCUACAGUUUUAUGGUCGAAUGAAGAACCUCUCAGGUGCUGCUCUAGUGAAGGCAGUUGAGGAAUCCUUGAAGAGCGUGAAUCUUUUCCACUGCGGUUUCGGCGAUAAAUCUGUAAGCAAGUACAGUGGCGGCAUGAAAAGAAGGCUCAGUGUCGCUAUCGCACUCAUCGGCAAUCCUAAAGUAGUUUACAUGGACGAACCGAGCACCGGAUUGGACACAAUAUCCAGGAAUGAUCUGUGGAACGUCAUCAAGCGAGCAAAGAAGGAAUGCACCAUCAUACUCACAACGCAUUCAAUGGAAGAGGCCGAAGAGCUGUGCGAUCGGGUCGGCAUCUUCGUGAGCGGAAACUUUCAGUGCCUUGGAACACCCAAGGAGCUGAAGACAAGGUACGGCGGCACCCGCGUCCUGACGAUAACGACGGCGGCGGAGCACGAGGAGGUGGUGGCCCGGCUGAUCGCCGGGCUGUCGCCGAGCGCGGUGAAGAUCUACGGCAUGUCAGGGACGCAGAAGUUCGAGCUGCCGAAGCGGGAGGUGAGGCUGGACGUCGUGUUCGGCGCGGUGGAGGCGGCGAGGGCCAUGUUCCCCGUGCAUGGGUGGGGCGUGGCGGACACCACGCUGGAGGACGUCUUCAUCCGGGUCGCCAAGGACGCCCGCGCCUUCGAUGUCCUCUCGUAGUCCUAGUCCUAGCGGCGGCGGCUAACCAGCCAGCUUAGGGUGGAGAUCUGAAAUGUGUACAAAUUUGCUAUUUUAGGGCGAUUUGUUGAUUAUUAGGUUAGAAAUGAACUGAACUGCCGAACGGCUUGACUACACACACCUGAACUGGUGCGACAGUCAAAGUUUCAUCGACGUUCUAAUGCACGAAAUGGUCGGUGUCACGGAAGAUUCGAAA